AUGGAGCGAUGCCUCGAGAGUCUGGGGGAGCGGCAGGGUGCGCGCAUCGCCUGUGCAACUCUGGGGAAGGACGGGGGCAGGACGGGCGAACUGGGCAGACGAGGCGAGACGUUGGUUGCUUUUUGGAAGCCGUCUGCGAUGUUCGGGGGCCGGAGGAGCAAGGAUGGAGGGGAGGGAGCGGGAGUGACUAACACCAAGGCAAGACACCGGCGGAGAUCGAUGUCGACGUCGAUGGGAUGGGCGGCGGCGGAGGGUGUUGAGGAGCGUUUGCCGGGACGAAGGCGACGGGCAGCACGGGCGAUGGAGAGCAGGGUCGUCGCUGACACAGGACCGACCAGGACAAGGGCAGAAUGCUCCGUAGUCUGUAGGCACGAGUCCUGGGCUGGGCUGGGCCGGGCUGGGGGGUGGGAGUCAGAUGCACGGGCAGUGCGCGCCCGAGCUGGCGCGUGGACGAGGCGUCGGGGUCGGCGUCGUUCGCGCGCUUUGGCCCAGAGCGGUAGGCGGUCGAUCGACCCUCAUCAACCCACGCUCGGGACUGAUGGGGGGAGGGGGAGGGCGGCGCGCGUGGCAGGGGACGUGGGACCGCCGCUGGGCUGGGCUGGGCUGGGCUGGCUGGCUGCGUGCUGGGAUGUGAUGGGACGGGCAGGCCCACCUACACGGUCGCAGUCAUGGACGUAUGACGGGUCGAGGCGAAGGAGGGAGGAGACGGAGGGCGGGGCGGGCGUUCUCGAAGACGGACGAGUCGACGACGACGACGACGACGAUACGACGAUGAAGAAGGGGAAGCCGGGAGGAGGCGGAGGAGGCGGUUCGAGAGAAUAG
Purpureocillium lilacinum is the source of this 822-nucleotide messenger RNA. The record is from RefSeq and is a predicted model, not a curated record. Lineage: Eukaryota; Fungi; Ascomycota; Sordariomycetes; Hypocreales; Ophiocordycipitaceae.